GUGGAAUGGCUGUGGAUUAUAAUUACUUUUGUCGUAAUUAUUGUUCUGUUCACAUAACUGUUGAAGCGUUUCGCAAUCGAACCGCAGGCCAGUAGAAUUCAGCAAAAUGCGCUUGAUACUUAUACUAGGAUGCCUUGUGCUAGUGAUGGUCAUAGCACCAUCUGAAGGCUACAAAUGGCCAUGGGCGACAGGAACGGCCGAGGCAAAGUCAGAAUCAGAGGAAGAGGUUCAAACAGGUCUCGUGACAGUGAAGAAACCUCAAGGUAAACCAAAGACCGAUCAAAGUAAGGAUAAGUCAGAAGGUAAACCUGCGGAUCCGAAUCCCGCAAAACCUCAAGAUAAAGUGAAGCCAGAUUCAAAUGAUAAGGAAAAUAAGAAGUCAGAAUAUAAACACGCAGUUCCGGAAGAAACCAAGCCCGCAGAUCCGAAUCCCGCAAAACCUCAAGAUAAAGUGAAGCCAGAUUCAAUUGAUAAGGAAAAUAAGAAGUCAGAAUAUAAACACGCAGUUCCGAAAGAAACCAAGCCCGCAGAUCCGAAGUCAGAAACUAAGCCCGCAGAUCCCAAGCCGGCAACGCCUCCGACGAAAGAUGUUGACUCUAAAAUCUCGAAAGACACCGAAAAAAUAGCAACUGCAUCGGCGUUAGCUUUGGCAGCAAUGGCGGCUGCAGAGAAGAACUCGUAUGGAGGACUCUACCAAGGCAAGAAACCUGAAUCUGUGGCGAAACUUCAAACAAGUCUUGUAAAACAGCAACCAUCUCAAGACAAGCCGAAAACUGAUUCCAACGAUAAAAAGCCAGAACCUAAGCCUACAGAUACAAAUAUGAUAACUCCGGUGGUAAAGGUCGACCCUAAAGUCCCUACAGACCCUAAAACAGUAGCAGUCGCGUCAGCGGCAACCCUAGCAGCGGCGGCUACACAGAAGAAACCAUCCAGAGGAUUCUUCUGGAGCAAGAAACCCAAGGAUUCAUCAGAGUCCGAUGAGGAGAUUCCAACAGGCCUUGUCAAACAAAAACCAAAGACUGCUUCAAAUGGUAAACCCACAGAACAGCUGACAACCCCUCCAGCUAUAAAAGUAGACCCUAAAAUCUUGAAAGACCCGAAAGCCUUGGCCGCUGUAGCAGCAGGAACCACAGCAGUGGCCGCUGCACAGAAGAAGAUAGACGAAAACAACAAGAAAAUGAGUCAAAUGAAAAAGAAAAUUAAGCUUGAAGACGAACUGAAUAUCAAAGACCGAGACGCGUCUCUUUCCGACCUCAAUUUGGAUGUUAUAAGGAAAUCGAGGCCUAAAAUCAGGUGGACUCUGGCCGCAUAUGCUUUUGUCAACUUGAUAUUGUUCGUGGCUCAGUAUGCGGGAAGUAUAAUAACACCACCGAUUGGCCGAGUCAUUUACGGGCUGGAUUUUGCGAUGAAGAAACUCGCAAGAGCACCUGUGAACAACAUCUACGCCAAGUACGUAACAGAAAAUGCUGACUACGGCCUUAGAUACCUGGAGAAGCACGAAGACGUUAGGGGCAGUCUUAAAGUCGGGAAGGUUCUUCGCAUAACAUCUCACGACGGGCACAUGACCCCGGUCAAAAUACUGCGAAUGAGCAAAGAAGAUCAGAUUGACCCGAAACUAUUGAACUUUGUUGACAAAUCUGUGUGGGAGCAACUUCAAGAAGUGUAUGGUAAAAUAUAAAAACCUCAUGAAGUAAACGAGUGAUUGAAAA
Molecule: messenger RNA, 1709 nt
Organism: Macrosteles quadrilineatus (aster leafhopper)
Lineage: Eukaryota; Metazoa; Arthropoda; Insecta; Hemiptera; Cicadellidae
Exons: 2
Coding region: 107-1678 (523 amino acids)
Source: RefSeq, a predicted model, not a curated record